This is a messenger RNA of Dunckerocampus dactyliophorus (ringed pipefish), 1250 nucleotides long. RefSeq names its product free fatty acid receptor 3. Bases 112 to 1098 code for a protein of 328 amino acids. The transcript has 2 exons. Gene Ontology annotation, biological process: G protein-coupled receptor signaling pathway; response to fatty acid; positive regulation of calcium ion transport. Gene Ontology annotation, cellular component: plasma membrane. Gene Ontology annotation, molecular function: bioactive lipid receptor activity. NCBI's taxonomy places the organism in Eukaryota, Metazoa, Chordata, Actinopteri, Syngnathiformes, Syngnathidae. The record is from RefSeq and is a predicted model, not a curated record.
ACAGACAGUGGAGAAGCAGAGAAGAGCGGGAUGAUGCAGCUAUGGCGAAAAGGAGAAGACGCCACUUAUUUUACACGCUUUUUCUUCGUGCUACUGUAAGCUUUUAAAGCGAUGCACGUGGCUGUCAAGGACUGUGUCGCGCUCUCAAUCUAUUCUUUCACUUUCCUGCUGGGUCUUCCUGCCAACCUGUUGGUUCUCUUCGUGUACGUCCGGAAGGCCCGCAAGCGUGGCGCCACACCCAAUGUGGUCUACGCCCUCAACUUGUGCCUGGCCAACCUGGCACUAGUGGCCUGGUUGCCCAUCAAGGCCUUGGAGACUUUAUUUCAGGACUGGAGGCUCCCGGCCCCUGUGUGCCUUGUCUAUAGCUUCUUCCUCUUCUCCUCGCUCUAUGGGAGCUGCCUGUUCAUCACGGCGGUGACGAUGGGGCGCUAUCUCAGCAUCGCCUUCCCCAUUAUCUACAAGCGAUACCGCCGUGCUCGCAUCUCGUGCUUCAUCAGCGCUGCCCUGUGGGCUUUGGUGCUGCUUCACCUCGGCAUAGGCCUGGUGGCUGAAGGUGGAGCCAACUUUGUCUCUAUUAAGGAUGACGCUUUGGCAUGCUAUGAUCACUUCAACGCCUCCCAGCUGGCUGUGCUGCUGCCCCUACGCUUGGAGAUGGCCAUCGUCCUUUUUCUCCUUCCUCUGAUGGCGACGUCCUUCUGCACGCUGCGCUGCGUCACCCUGGUGUGGCGCUCCAACUUGCGGCCCAUGGGGAAGAAGCGAGUCCUCACAGUGGCGCUCUCCACGCUGGCUGUGUUCGUGGUGUGCUACGCCCCCUACAACGCCUCACACAUUGUCGGGUUUGCGUUGGGGGAGAACGUGGAGUGGAGAACCUACGCCAUGCUGACAAGCUCUUGCAAUGUGUUCCUGGAGCCGGCCGUCAUGCUGAUGCUGUCACCAGCCAUGUCUCGGGGCAUCAUGGGAAGAAUGUGUGGAGGGCAAAGCAUCGAAGGCGGUCGCCAGAAUUGCACCACCCCAACUGUGGCUCAUGUCAGGUCACCAGCGACAACCACUGAGAGGAGUCAGGCUGGUGCUGAGGGGCCGAAACUGAGUCAGGAAUGAGGUCACCAUGGACGGCCUUGUGGGGGAUUCACACCUUCACUGGACACUCCAUAAGGUGUCAUGAACAAUAGAAGAGCCAAAUGGAUAGCAGGGCAGCUUCACAGACAGUAGAUCCAGUAUGUGGUCCUCGGUGGAAGAAGUGUGGACACCCC